UGGGCUGCCUGCAGCGGAGUGCGCAAACCUAACCACUUGGCCACGGGGCGAGCCCCUGGUUUUAGGUUUUAAAAAUAUUUAACAUUGCCUAGGGACACAAGGGAAGGGGGAGAAGUUACCAGAAGAGGUAAUCUUUAAGUGGUCACUGACCCCAAAAGUCUGAGCUCUGAGGGCCUAAAAGCAGGAAAGACUUAAAAUAUAAAUCAGAUCACAUCCCUCUGGCCCAAGUGGCCUUAUUUCAGUUCAAAACACCAAAUUUAUUCCCACAUAGGGCCUUUUCAUUUGCUGUCUCUGCUGGCUGAAUGCCCUUUCCCUGUUUUUUCCAGUUGUCUAUCAUUCAAAGCUCAGUGCAAAUGGCUCUUCCUAAUGGAGAGGCAUCCUCUACUCAUAUCAUUUAAUACUGCUUCGCUUCCAUCAUACUCUGUCAUGCGACCCUCCUCUGCCUUCUUCACAGCAAUCACUCUCUGAAAUCCUUCUUUGCUUGUUUGUUAUCUGUCCUCUCCACUAGAAUAUACAUUUAUGAGAAUCAAGGACCUUGUCGGACCUGUGUUCUGUUGUAUCUCUAGUGCCCAACAGUGCCUGGCAUGUGGCAGAUGCUCCAAAAUAUUUGAUAAAUAAACAAAACUAGGACAGGCUUUUGUAGCCAGUGCUACAUGUCCGGGGGGAAAAUUUUUUUAAAAGCACAACAAAUGAUUCCUACCUUCAAGGGGCCUACAUUUGUAUUAUGGAACAAUAUUAAUAAUCAUACAGUGGUCUAAUGAAAUAGAAUGGAGAGGCCUCCAUCUUUUACUUUCACCAUUCGUAGCUACUGGCAGAAUGGUUUUAAAUGCAGACAUUUGCACAGUGAAUUUCUUCUUGUUCUUUUACUCAGUCUGCACCUCUUAAUUGCUUUAGAAAUCUGUCUCCUUUCCUCAUGCAGGAAAUAGCUCCACCAUAACCUAUAUUUAGGCAACUUGCUUCUUCAAUGUACAGAUGAAUUCACUAUUCAUUCACUGAAUAAAAAAGUACUGAGGGUCUAUCAUGUGCCAGACACCAUUCUAAGUGAACACAGCAGCAAAGAAAACAGACAGGGUCUCUUAUUUCUAGUGAUAGUGAAGGGCAAGAAAAAAAAAAAGACAUGGGACGUCACUGAAAGCCAAAGCAUGGAACAAGACUGCUGGACUUAAUUAACAUGAGGAAGCUCCCCUUUUGUUCAAUGGUGAUGGAAGAGAGUGAGAUUUAGAAAGGGACUGAAGAAAACACUUGCUCGUUCAUUCAACAAAUUACUAUUGACAUCUUCUAUGUGACAGGUAACCUGCAAGGUUGUGUAGAUGCAAGGUAGUUGAUUCACAAGCAUAUAAUAUUCUAGUGUGGGAGAUAAUAAAACAGACCAAAAAAACCAGUGAUGAAUGCUCUACAGAGCAAACAGGUAAUGUCACUAGUACUUUACCAAGGGAAGGGGAACAAAGAAAGACUGAGAAGGUAACAUUUAACCAAAGCCUGAAUGAUGAGAAGCAACCAGCCUUUCAAAGACUGGGCAAAGAAUGUUCUAGUCACAAGGAACUUCCAGUGCAAAGGGUCUAAGGCAGUAAUGAACUAGGACUAUUCAAAGGACAGAAGGCAUGUGUGGCUGGAGCAGAGGGGGCAGAAAGAAUGAUUAGGAGAUGACAGGAGAGGGAAGACAAGGGUCAUCAUGUAGGACUUAGGCUACUGUCUGGAGAAUGGAUUGAGAGGCUCAAGAGUGAAAGCUGGGAGACCAGUGAGGAGAGGCCAUUGUAAUGAUAGCCUAGACCAGGGUGGUAGCAGUAAAGAUGGAGGGGCACCAACCGAUUAGGAAAUACUGUUGACCUUACAGUGCAGUUUCCCUCUAAGUCACACCUGAUCUGUGAUGUUAUUGCAUUCCCAUGCUUUGGGGGGUAGGGGUGUCACUUUCCCAAUAAAGGCCCCCAAAGCAUAAGGUGCUGUGGGGUAUAGCUUACAACCACCCAGCCACACCUAUACUUUUAAAUUCUUGAAAUUUUGCUUUGAAUAAGCCACGGAUGCCAAGUCCACGACAAAGAAGCUUUUUGAGAAUAGGAAGGGUUCAAUCACUUGAGAGAGGUUUAGAGCUCCCCUUCUUGGUUUCACUUCCCAGCAAUGGGUGCAAACUAAGAAAAUAAAAUGACUGGGCCUCUCUCAACACUUGCCCAUCUCGUAGUUAAAAGCUGCCAGUGGGUGAAGACACGUGCAUGAGGAGGGGGCAGGGACUGCAUUCAGCCUUCAACAUUUCCAACGUCCAUUUACCCAGGCCAGGACCCCAAAUUCUGUAAAUGGGUAGGUUGGAGGGGGGUAUUAGUGGCAAAUCCUUCCAUGUCUUGACCCGAUUUUACUGAUUUUGUCCCCAGGCCCAAGAUAUUCCUUACAGGGUGGUUGAACUGAAGCUUAUUCUUAACGCUUGCACUUUACAAGGAGAUGCAGGAUAGCUGGACACUGUUUGCAUAUUGCAAAGCAGGCUGCAAUCCACACCAAAGGGAGAGGGGCAGAGACAUGCGUACUAACACGUCGGGUUCCCGCCCCCCCACAGCCGGGAGGCGGGUGACGUCCGCCUCGCACCGCCCUCUGGGUCUCCCACUUGGGACUCCAGGAUUGGAUCUCGCCCGGCACCGCCCUCUCCCCGUGGGUGAGGGGAAGGGGCACCCAGUCCCCUCGGCUCCAUCUCUGCAGCUCUUUUGCAAAAGAGGAAGCAAGUACAAAUACCGCAAGGGCAAGGGUGCGCCGGACCCUGGAUCGUGUAUGCCCCGUGGUCAUGAUACGGCCCCGGCCCAGCCCUAUAUGAUGGUGGGAAGCCCCGGGAUCGUCGCUACGGACCACCACCCGCCAGCCCUCAGGCCCCUGCGUCCCCCACGGGUCUUUUCUGCAAUACAGUGGAUACAAUUUGUUAUGGCUACUCUGAGUGUUAUAGGUUCAAGUUCACUUAUUGCCUAUAUUGUCUUCCAGAAUAUACAGAAAUCUCCAGAGAUAAGGCCACUCUUUUAUCUGAGCUUCUCUGACCUCCUCCUGGGGAUAUGCUGGCUCAUUGAGGCACUUCUCUAUGGAACUUCCGUAGUCAAUAAGGACAUUGUCUGCUAUAACCUGCAAGCAGUUGGACAGAUAUUCUACAUUUCCUCAUUUCUCUACACUGUCAAUUACAUCUGGUAUUUAUACAAAGAGCUGAGGAUGAAACACAAGCUGCAUGGACAGAGCACAUUUCCACCGGUUAUAGAUUAUACUUGUCAGGUUGGCCAAAUAGCCAUCAUUUUGUCAAGCCUGAUACCUCUACUGUUGAUGAUACCUGUAUUCUGUCUGGGCAAUGCCAGUGAAUGUUUCCACAACUUCAGCCAGAGCCACAGAUGUAUCCUGAUGUACUCACCACCAUCAGCCAUGGCUGAACUCUUGCCUUCUGCCGACGCAUCAGUCUGUAGCACACUUUAUUUUUAUGGGCUCACCAUUUUCCUAGCCAGCUUUCUACUCAGCCUCCUCACCAUUGUGGUCUUACUCAUCCAAGCCCAGACACUGUAUAAGAAGUUUGUGAAAUCCACUGGCUUUCUGGGGAGUGAACAGUGGGCAGUGAUUCACAUCAUGGAGCAGCGAGUGCGCUUCUACCCAGUGGCCUUCUUUUGCUGCUGGGGCCCGGCUGUCAUUCUGAUGAUCGUAAAGCUGACUAAACCACAGGACACCAAGCUUCACAUGGCCCUCUAUGUUCUCCAGGAUACCAUCCUUCACCUUCUACUUGUCAGCCGUGUCUAUGACUUCAAAAAACUCUGCACCCCAACACCAUGUGUCCUGCAUGGCGAACUAGGUAAGUCUUUGAUAUUUUGGGGGUUUUUUUGGUUUGUUUUUUUGAGGAAGACUAGCCCUGAGCGAACGUCCAUGUCCAUCUUCCUCUAUUUUUUAUGUGGGAUGCCUGCCACAGCAUGGCUUAAUAAGCAGUGCAUGGUCUGUGCCUGCGAUCUGGGCUGGUGAACCCUGGGCUGCCUAAGCGGAGCAUGCCAUCUUAACUGCUGUGCCACUGGGCCAGCCCAUAUUUGAUGUUUUUUAAUGCAUGGGAGCCUUUGGAUGUUUUCACAUAGCAGCCUCCCACAUUUUACAUCUUUGGCCUUGCACUUGCUGACGAUUUUAAACAUCUGUUUAGAUUCACUGCCACGAUUUCCAAACCUGUCUUCCUUGGUAUUCAUGUAAUGAUAACAACUUUCCUGGGCAACUUUCCAAAGACUUUAACACACUGAUUCUCUAGGCUUCAGUAGGGGCUCUGUUAACAACAACCUUGUUCUUUGCAAAGUGUGCCAUCUUGCUUUUAGGUAUCUGUCUGGUACCACUUAGAGGUGCCAUUAUAGUAUUCUGGGAGAUCACACUCAUCCAUGCUGAGGUGACAGGAUGUGGUUGCCUUUAGAAAUUUGCAGUUUUUGCAGCACGAUCCAAAUGCACAAUCUGAACCCUUCUUUAACUGGCAUGAGGGCAGACAGCAGUAAUCCUUUUGACAAUCAAAGACACUGCCAUAAUCACAUUCUUCUCCUUUAUCUACUAUUGUAUUCCCACGAUAUGGCUUUCCAAAGGAGCUUUGGAGCUCAGCUUUAUUAAAUAGGCAGUCCCCUCUGUGCUUAUGCAACAGCUAGUGGAGGUAGUAGAAGCUGCAGUUGCUGAAGCCCCUAUCUACGGUAGUAAAUUCAUGCAUAGUGCAGAGGUUUGGCAAUGUUACUUGCAGGCCACAUGGUGAUGCUUCAUUCCCAAAUUGUGGCUAAGAUCAUGAGCCAUGAGAGCUGUGAAAUGUGGUAUAUCUUUAUGAGAGAAAGAUUCAACACUGCUUGCUUUCUUGGCAGUGUAGAUACCUCUAAAAAAUGCAUGGCCCUGGUACUUCCCAAGACUUUGGCCAAUAAUCGUAUGAGCAACAUCAUGCUUCACCCUUCUCAAAAGAUGCCAGUCUCUCUGGCGAUUAAAAUUUUGAAGUGUUUCCUGCAAAUUUCAGGAUUUGCAUUAAGUUUAUCUCUGUUCAUUUCUCUAACCCAGUAAGCACUACUUUCACAUUUAGCUCCUUCAUGUACCUGUUGACCAGAGCAUGGAUAUCCAUUACCAUCAUUUGUGUUGUUUUGGUUACACUAUUAUUCCACAUUUGAGACCACUUACUGUCAACAACAGUAAACAUUUCCACAUACUUGGGAAGUGACCACGUAUAGGGCAUAGGAACUAAGGAGGGUCUGUUCUCCUCCGAAGUUGUAAAGUGGUUAAGAGCUCUUCCUGUUCGUCUCCACUGAUUGCAUAAGUCUCACUUAAUUUUAACAAUAUGCUGUAAACCAUAUGUUCAGAAUUCUUUGACGAAUAUAUAGGCUUGAUGCCAAAGACAGUAUGAUGUAGGAUCAGGAUUACCUUUAGCCCUGAGCAAGUGCUGAUAGUCACAAGAGAAUCCAGGUCACUCUCUGAAUACCCAGUCAUCCUGAUAAAAGAUAUGUCCAAACCUAGUUUCCCAUUUUGAUGUGUAUAAACAGAGAAAUUCUUGACAAAUAAUUCUUUUGCUUUAAAUUAAUAAUAUGCCAUUUCCCUUUUAUGAGCAAGACAUAGGACACCUUUUCUGCUUUUUUCCCCCAAUCCUCUGAACUUCACAAUUUUCUAGGGAUGACUAUUUGGUAAUAAAGAGAUUCCCACUUACAAUGCAUCCCAUGAAGAAUAGUCACUAUCAGCAAUAAGAUGAUAAACAGCUUAAUAUGAGAAGGGCCCUUUCUUAAAUGCCCCAUCCAAGGAUUCCUGGAAGAAAAAUUACUCCAAACCUUGCCCAUGGCCACUUGAUUUCGUAGAAGAAAGGCCAAUGGGGAGACAAAGUUUACUAACCAGGGUUGUCAUUGUUGUGACCCAAGUGAAACAGCUAAUGAAUUUGAACAUGUUUUAAUAUGUCUAAGGGCCAUUUUUAUAUUUUUAAUAAUUGUUCAUGUCUUUUCUGCUUUUCCUGUCAAACUUCUGGU
Equus caballus (horse) is the source of this 5948-nucleotide messenger RNA. NCBI's taxonomy places the organism in Eukaryota, Metazoa, Chordata, Mammalia, Perissodactyla, Equidae. The record is from RefSeq and is a predicted model, not a curated record.